This is a messenger RNA of Photinus pyralis (common eastern firefly), 588 nucleotides long. RefSeq lists its product as uncharacterized. The record is from RefSeq and is a predicted model, not a curated record. Gene Ontology annotation, molecular function: odorant binding. Lineage: Eukaryota; Metazoa; Arthropoda; Insecta; Coleoptera; Lampyridae. The transcript has 2 exons. The coding region runs from base 90 to 494 and encodes 134 amino acids.
AAUGUUUUCAUCUCACGCGAUUCGACAAAGCAAAUAAAUAGGUCUGUUAUUCAAAAAAAUGUAUCAGUCAAUUCUAUGGUCUAUAUAGAAUGAAAAUCUGUAUAGUGUGGUGCCUCUUAAUGGUUUCGGUAGAGAUGAAGCUACGACCAGAAGUUAUCAUUGCAUGGGAAAACUAUCACAUCCCGCAUUUCGAUGAGUGUGUCCAAGAGGCGGGCGUGGAUCCCAUGAUUCCAAGGUUAAUGUUUAGGGAAAUAAAUUUUCCAGACGAGGAAGACUUUCACUGCUACCUGAGAUGUAUCUUUAAACACAACGGGUGGUUGACAGAAGACGAAGACGAUAUCGACUCCGUUGCUAUACUGCAAGCUCUCCACGUGAAGCCGGAUUUGUUACAGUUUUGUGGUGAAUUAGUUGCCUCUGAACCAGAAAUAUGUAGAAAGGCCUACUUGACAGUUAAGUGCGCAGUAGACGACCAACUCUCAUCAAUGCGUCGAUAACUGAAUAUUGUAGUCUAAGGGAUCGGUUACGUACUUUAAGCAAACAUCCUGUAUAUCGAUCGUGUAAAGAAAUAAAUGCACGGAUUAAGAUCAA